Ogataea haglerorum is the source of this 1038-nucleotide messenger RNA. RefSeq lists its product as uncharacterized. Gene Ontology annotation, molecular function: NAD binding; glyoxylate reductase (NADPH) activity; hydroxypyruvate reductase [NAD(P)H] activity. NCBI's taxonomy places the organism in Eukaryota, Fungi, Ascomycota, Pichiomycetes, Pichiales, Pichiaceae. Gene Ontology annotation, cellular component: cytosol. The coding region runs from base 1 to 1038 and encodes 345 amino acids. The record is from RefSeq and is a predicted model, not a curated record. The transcript has a single exon.
AUGAUCGACCACAAGCCAAAGGUGUUGUACAUACCGUCCGUUCAGAAUAUACAUGACGAGACUGCCUGGAAAACUCUCAACGAGAAGUUUGAGGUCAUUACUUACGACUGUGAGUCAGAGGAAGAGUACAUUGCGGAGAUGCAGAAGCCUGACGGAAAGUUUGCAGGCAUAGAGGCGAUCUGUCGCUCUUCCUGGCUGAAAGGCCAGCCUUACGUGCAUCACUACUUAUUCAGAGGUGAGCCAGUCAAAGUGUUGCCCGACACGGUGAAGAUUAUUGUUCAGUCAGGACACGGCUACGACAUUGUUGAUGUCGACUACUUGACAAAAAAAGGCGUGCUUUUUUGCAAUUCGCCAGACUGUUGCACCAUUGCAACUGCAGAUGUUGGUGUUGCCCUGGUUCUUCAAUCUUUCCGCUACCUUACAUACGCGGAGCACUGUGUUCGGACCAACAGAUACUACGAGUCCGCACCUCUGGCUCUGUGGGGUGAAAAUCCGUCCGGAAAAACGCUAGGAAUUAUUGGACUUGGUAACAUAGGGUUCCGUGUGGCCGUAGCUUGCCAGGCACUGGGAAUGAAGGUGGCGUACCAUAACAGAACUCCAAAACCUGAGUAUGAGGGAAAAUUAAAAGAUCUGAAAUACUUUGAAACUUUGAAUGACAUGCUCGCCGUUAGCGACUGUGUAUUUGUUGCAUGUCCACACACUCCUGCCACGCACCAUCUGAUAAAUGGAGAUAGAUUCAAACACAUGAAGGAUCAUGUUCGACUCGUCAAUAUAGCCAGGGGACCUAUUGUUGAAGAAGCAGCAGUUAUCGAUGCUCUUGAACGGGGCCAGUUGGUGGGAGCAGGCUUUGAUGUUCAUGAGUUUGAACCGAAAAUUCACCCAAAGCUCUUAGAAAACUACAGAGUGACCCUUCUCCCGCAUGUGGGUGUGACCUCCAUCGACAGUUUCAAGGCAUUCGAAAGAAAGUGCGUUGCUAAUCUGGUUGAAUAUUUUUACGGCAAUGGAAAACCUGAGUCUGUUAACAAGAUUAGCACGUGA